CCCCCGAUUUUCAGUAGUGGCUGUCAUGUCGAAAUAAAUGAACAUGCUUUUAAAAGCUUUUAUAAAAACCAAUAAAUGGACAAUAAAUCCAAGUGUACCAUCCGAAUUAAUCAUGUGAACUCAUCAACCGAAACGAAAACAUGUCGCACAAUGUAAAUCGUUGAAAAUUUACAAAAUUUCGUAUUUUUUUAAAAAUGUAAAACUAGGCUGUUUUAAAUAAUGUGCUUAAUUAUCGAUGAUGAUGAGCAAAUAAUUUUAGUGGUUUACGUAUCGCCCGUGUUUUCCUUCACCAAUCCUAAAAAUAGCUCUAGCCAGCUUGAGAGAAUAAAUGUGUUCAAGAACGGGGAGUUUUUCAGCAUUUUCUGAAACAUAUUCGGUUGCCGGUUUAAGAGUCGGACUCAAAGUGGGUGACUUUUCAAACUUAGUGAUGGGUUUUGUGUAGUGUUAUGGACGUAGCGCAAAAUUUCAAUUCGGUUGUUUUUCAUGUUUUUAUUAUGAGAGGGGCCCAACGUACGUGAUGGCGGCGGAGCCAAAUGGCUCGCAGGAACAGAAUACCACUUCAAUUCAGCCCACUUUUUCUCCAACACUUGAUCCUGUGGCACGAAGAGAACUGGAAAAGGAGUUUUACGAAACGUACGAUGUUAUGACCGGAGUUCGGAUCGCUGCAACCUUGGGCGGUUUCUUUGGUUUGAUGGUGAUUCUUGUUUUAUACAAAUCGAAAUCAAAGACUGAAAAAGCCUUGGAAGAUCCAGAUUUUACGGCAGCGGCGGUUGCCGAAGUCGAGGAGGAGGAAAGACAGCUCGCUGCGGUGUUGGAAGCCACUGCUUAUCAACAAUUAAAUUCAAGGAAAGGACGAAGGUCGCUGGACACAAGCAGCGUACCUCCAGGCUGGAUUAAAACCACAGCGAGGUUCUCCUCUGUUGGGGGAUAUAGCAGCUUAAUGGAGCCCCCCACAAGAACUCAUUCCCGACUGCCAUGCUUUAUUGAUGAAGAUUCUCCUCCAGAGGAGGACCAGUCGCUUUAUGACGACGUUUGCUACAAUGGAAAACUGGACGUCCCCCGAAGGCCCAGCAACAUAACGUGCUCGUCUUCAGGCAGCUCUUACUUGGAGCGCCGUGAUUCCGCGGUGGCGAUAGGGCUUCCGGUGUUGCCGGGACACAAGUCGAAGAAUCGUCGCCGUCAGUCAUCGCCUCUUCUCGAAAUUUACGACUUUUAUUAUCCCAUUGACAUCAAAGUAAUCCAACCAACGCCCGGGGGAUCCCCGUGUGGCAGUGACCGGGCUCUGUACGAUCAUGUCACAGAUCCGCCAAACUUGAUACCACGUCUCGCACCACUGGCGUCUAUAAGUAGUUGUAAUAGUUCGUUUGGUGCUGAUUACACAGACUUGGAUGUCGCGUCUUACACAAGUGACUCCGUUUUUCAAGAAGAAAGGGAUAAUACUGACGAUGAAGUUGAUGAGUUUUCGACUGACAGCGACUUAACCGACGCGGGCGCUUGUUAUAAUCGCAGGAAAAAGAAAAAUAGUAUUUGUGAUUCGUUGGUACCCACGCCUGUUAACGAAGGACCUUCUUGCGUUUCGCCAAAAAUUAGCAUUAAGUCUUCGUCUAAGUCUUCUGUGACGGUGAUCGAAACUGUUGAUCAGCCCGAAAUGCCAGCGACUGAAAGUAUUAGGAAAUCAUCGACUUCGUCUUCUCUCAACUGUGAGGAACCAGGAGCACAAGAGACUCUUUUUUAGAUUUUGGUUUUUUGUAUAUGACUAAAAACAGUCAAGGACUAAAUACCAAUAAUAAGUGCUAGGGUACUAGGUUACACUCAAUGUUGUCAUUUAAGAAAUUGUGUAACAGAACUUUCUUUCCAGUCCUACCAAACUAGACUGAACUGUCUCCAGCAAGAUUUUUUAGAAGAAAAAUAUUGGCAAUUUUUUCGUGACUAUUUUUACAGAGUAUGAAACUAGAAUUAUGCGUUUUAUGUUAUACAUUAGAAACGUAAAUAAAUAGUAUCAACAAACUGUUAGAAAUGUCUUCACAACGUGUAUUUACCAUAUUUUUACGUUUUACUACAAUCCUUUAAUUUGUAAAGAUAAAUGUGAUUAAAUAAAAAGUUGUGGUUUGAAAAGUUCUUCACAAAUUGCCUCCAAACCUUUAACCAUUUAACCACCAUGAUAUAUUUACCAGAACGCGAGCAAUUUCAGAAUGUACAAUAAGUUGCCAAAACAAUGCAAACGUUUUCUCUAUUCAAAAUAAUUGUGGCUUGUGAUGAAACAGGGUGAGUGUUAAAUGUAUGUUUUUAUCCGCACAGUCGUUUUUUAGUAAAAAACAACGAAUUUAUUUCUACCCCGUUGCAACAAUUAUUUAAUUUUUUCCCACCUGUUCCGAAUUUAUACUCAGAUCGCAUUUAAUAUUAAACAUAUGUGAAACAUAUCGUUAAGUCGUAGAUUGUUUGCUGUGUUUGGGGAAGAACACUGAGGUGUAUUCCAAUUGCGGUUGUUUGAUGUCAGGGUCUUGUUGUGUCAAACAUAGUUUUUUACAUAGUGUAUCUUGAAGUGUUACGUUGUUAAAAAUUCGUACAAAUAUUUGGGCGCAAACAUUUGAAAAUGUAUAGUUUAGUGUGUGAAUAGCAUUGAUUGUACGAUUUCCUCUUCGUUGAAACCAUUGUUAAAAAAGAUGGGAAAUCAUACAACCCUCUUUGUUUCUGUUUAGAAUAUUAAAGAAAUUUUAUAUUUUUACAUAUAAAAUAUACCUAUAGGCCUUUUGUGUCAGUAAAAUGCUUUUCAGGAGAUUAUUGUAUGUUGUUCUGUUUGUUUAUAAAUGGUGGUAAAAAAUAAAUGUAAUGUUUAUUGCAGAA
Tribolium castaneum (red flour beetle) is the source of this 2844-nucleotide messenger RNA. RefSeq lists its product as uncharacterized. Lineage: Eukaryota; Metazoa; Arthropoda; Insecta; Coleoptera; Tenebrionidae. The coding region runs from base 518 to 1735 and encodes 405 amino acids. The record is from RefSeq and is a predicted model, not a curated record. The transcript has 3 exons.